Molecule: messenger RNA, 1688 nt
Organism: Onychomys torridus (southern grasshopper mouse)
Lineage: Eukaryota; Metazoa; Chordata; Mammalia; Rodentia; Cricetidae
Gene: Ak4
Product: adenylate kinase 4
Exons: 6
Coding region: 273-944 (223 amino acids)
Biological process (GO): nucleobase-containing compound metabolic process
Cellular component (GO): mitochondrion; cytoplasm
Molecular function (GO): ATP binding; AMP kinase activity; nucleoside diphosphate kinase activity
Source: RefSeq, a predicted model, not a curated record
UCCGGCUGCUGGGGCGGAGGUGGGCCCCCCUAGUUUCAGGCGGCCGCCACUCUGGGGAUGCGACGGUCACCGAGAAGCGGCCGGCGAACGGCUCCCGCUCAGCCCACGUGCGGGGACCGGCAGGGGAUCCCCGGGAUCGCGCACCCGGGCUAGGGUGCAGGGAAGGUACCCGGGGUGGCAGGCGAAUCCCCGCUUGCGGAGGGUGCCGAGGCAGGGGCUGUCGGGCAAAGUGCGCGGGCUGCGGUCCAGGCCACCCAUUCCCCGCCAAAGCCAUGGCUUCCAAACUCCUGCGCGCGGUCAUCCUCGGGCCGCCCGGCUCGGGUAAGGGCACGGUAUGCCAGAGGAUCGCCCAGAACUUUGGCCUCCAGCAUCUCUCCAGCGGCCACUUCUUGCGGGAGAACCUCAAGGCCAGCACGGAAGUUGGUGACACAGCAAAGCAGUACCUAGAAAAAGGUCUUUUGGUUCCAGAUCAUGUGAUCACACGCCUAAUGGUAUCAGAACUGGAGACACGGAGCACUGAACACUGGCUGCUAGAUGGGUUCCCGAGGACAUUAGUACAGGCAGAAGCCUUGGACAGAAUCUGCGAUGUGGAUCUUGUGGUCAGUUUGAAUAUUCCUUUUGAGACACUUAAGGAUCGUCUGAGGCAACGAUGGGUCCAUCCUUCUAGCGGGAGAGUCUAUAACUUGGACUUUAACCCGCCUCAAGUGCAGGGGAUCGAUGACGUCACCGGUGAGCCGCUUGUCCAACAGGAAGAUGAUAAACCUGAAGCAGUUGCUGCCAGGCUACGGCGGUACAAGGAUGCUGCGAAACCGGUCAUAGAACUGUACAAGAGCCGCGGAGUGCUCCACCAGUUUUCUGGGACGGAGACUAACAAAAUAUGGCCUUAUGUUUACACGCUUUUCUCAAACAAGAUCGCACCUAUUCAAUCCAAAGAAGCAUACUGAGCCUGCCAUCGGAAGAAGAACCAAGAAGACAUGGCCGUUCACUCAAUCAUGCGUGUAGUCCUGGUGCCCUGGCCAAAUUAGAAGCUAGCCAAGACAGCGUGCAGCAUCUUUUCUAGUUUAAGUGAUGUAGCAAUGAGGCAAAUCUAGUGGGUAGAAAGAACUCAUGAAGAAAGAAACCCUCCUCCUGCCUUUGAAAAGAAGAUAUAGCUCUGCAGGUGCAUUACGCCCUUCACGGGAAAGUGAGUACAGACUGGAUUUCCACCACCGUUGAGCCUACACUAGAUGGGGUGGUUGACAGCCACAUGCUGCUCUCACAGCCAUUUUGCAUGCGAUGGUGGAGGAAUCUGGUUCAUGCCACCCUCCACAGAGGCUGUUGAAACCACAGCACUGUAAGCCUGAGAACUUGAAGGGGCUGUGGUCCCAGCUUGUCCUCUGCCAUACCCUUUUGCUGACCGCGCUCGGUGAUUGCUUCUCCAUGGUGACGGUUUCUCCCUCCAAUCUUAGACACCCUAGUUUCUGCUGGAUGUGUCUUCUCUCGUCUGCCUGCUCCCUUCAUAGGCCAUUCAGUAACAUUAUAGUUCCUGCCUUUAUCCCUCUAAACUCCUCUUUCUACAAACAGAAUCAGGGGACUGGAUUCAGUCCCUUCAUACUGGGAUCUGAGCCAGGCGGAAAGCUUACUUGGUUAAACAGCUGCUCUGACUGUCUUGAACCACUCUGUACCUUUUAUUUUAUUUUAUUUUUUUA